Messenger RNA from Diaporthe citri, 1407 nucleotides. RefSeq lists its product as uncharacterized. The record is from RefSeq and is a predicted model, not a curated record. The coding region runs from base 1 to 1407 and encodes 468 amino acids. Lineage: Eukaryota; Fungi; Ascomycota; Sordariomycetes; Diaporthales; Diaporthaceae. The transcript has 2 exons.
AUGAAUCCCAGUUCGGUGGUAGCUGUCACCCCUUUCCGUUUCAUGGAUUUACCCCAAGAGAUCCGUGAUGACAUUUACGAAGCUGCCAUCUUCGCCUUCACCCCUCCUGGACUGUUGUUCAGUUCAGGCCGAGACCCAUCCGGAUGGCGAUACAUGAAUACCAACAUCCUGUUGACAAACAGGAAGGUAUACUGGGAGGCUCUAGAUGUGGUCGUGCGUCGGGCUCAGCUGGUCAUGGUAUCUGGAUCACCCGUGUACCACCAAUCUCACAUGUCUUGCGAAGUUUCUAUGCGCAUCUUGACGGACAAGUCUGGGAUCACCGUGAUCCAUCCCAAGUACCGCAAUUUCUGUAUCAUGCAUCAUCGCAUCAAUGCAGAACGAACAACCAGCAGACCUGAUGCAAACAAGAGCGUGAUCGAAUGGCAAUUCAUCCUUCACAAACGAGACGUCAAGCCCUUCUGCCACGCCCUAAUGGGAAAAUUCGACAUCGAAGCCGACCGCUACUUUGGGCCGAAAUCCAAGCAUACCCUCAUUCUUCAUUGGCCCCCAACUUAUGCACAACGUGAAUCCAUGAGCAUAUAUGAGACACAGUCACGGAUCCUUCAACAAUAUCGAACCAUACUCCAUGGUUUCAAGGACAUUUCGAUUCGUGGCGCAGGGACUGGUUGGGAAACUGGUCUAUACGCGGCCGUUCUGCAGGACAUCCGAUCCAAAAAGGACCCGCCCGAGUUCUUCGACGACAUCCGUGAUUUGGAGCAGGAGGGAUCCGAGAUCCUGCAGCAGACAGCAGGAGACCCCGAAGCUGCGAAUGUGGCGUGGACCAAGGCGCUCGGGAUAUGUGAGAUUGCGCGAAUGACUUUCUGCUUGUCAAACGAGUCGUUCCCCGCUGGCAUUUCCCGGAGAGUCCUGGAGUCAGAUGCUAUCCAGCUAUACACAGAGCGGUGGGCUCAACUAAGGCGUCAGGGGGGCGACGAAUGCGUGGUCCCCAUCAUCGAGCUCCAGUACAAGCUGAUCGCCAACCGUGUCUCUGGAAUCCUUCGGUUCAUCCAGAAAGGCGGCCAUCUUGCAAGGAGUCGUGGCUGGGCACCACCUUCGAUACGUGAAUACGCAAAUCUCGUAUUACACUGCUACACCGAUUCAGGCACGACUGGAAAGUGCUUUCAGAACGACGGCUGGUCGCCCCAGCCUUUUCAGGAGGCUCAAUUGUGCUGUACAGUGGCUACUAUCUUCCGGCUUCUAGAUGCCUCGAUAAUGGCUGAGACGGCUUUUGCAGCUAUUCGCCGAGCCUGUGAACUCGCGCCAGAUGACGAGCCAAUUCAGCAGGAGUGUUGUAGAAUCAGGAAGUGGAUAGAACGCCUUAUCGACGAUGGGAAACUGGAAUUUUACCCCGAGUUCUGGUUUUCUUGA